CUCAGCCACAUUUUCACAGACGGAGCCUCUUUCAGUGUGCUUACACUUUCUAUUUACAUUUUCUGACGAAACACAGAGCUGCCCGGCGCAACAGCGAUUUGUAAGCACCACGAAGAAGCAGAAAACUGCAGCGCCAAACAAACGUCGCUGUAAAUGAGCCCAGACGGUGGUGAGCUGAGAUUCACCAAGGGAACGAGUUAAGUUAAAUACGCUGACAAUAAACGCCAGAAGACACCUUAGCAACAACAAUUAAAACCUUAUAAUUGGUUGUUGAGGCUCAAGUGUUCAGUCGAGGCGACGGUUCAACUUUGAGGAGGCUCUGCAGUGGACAUCGCUCACGAGUAAUGAUGAAGGCGAGAGGAAGCAGUGCAGACUCAAGGUGAUGCUGCUGUAACACAUUCAACAGCAUUCGGCGGAGUCAGCACGUUAUGGCACAUCUAUGGACUGCGGUGCUGGAUGUGGGCAAAAUUUGAAGAGCACGGCGGUUUAUGGCAGUGCCUUUUAAGGGCGCAUCUCGAUCAGUGAAGCCUACCAAGUACUACUAACUCUCUUGGAUUUUACCCAAAGGGAGGCUGAUGAAAACCCAUGUGGUUUAGACAUUUCCUUCCCGGAUGUGGAUCUUAGACUUAUUUUGCGCGUCCAGCAAAAUAUAUCAGCGGUGUUAGAUUUAUCCCUUUUUUCUUACAUAUUUUGUAGAAGAUUUGUUCUCUUCCAGCCCCCCUCCCCCCUUUUUUGCACCUGCUUUGCUUUGUCAAAGCUCACCGAGCGCUUUAGAGCGCGCUGCUCUUACUUGCAUCUCCGUACAUCGUGCAUGGAUUCUACAUGAACUGGGGUUUUGUGAGGGCUGCAGUGAUGCUCCCAUUUACUGAUUUCGCCUCACAGCAUGCGUUUCCUGACAGAAAUGGACUGCCUGUAAAUGUUUGGGGAGAGAAAAUCAGCAGGCAUUAAAUUAUGAAUGUUGAACAAGAUGACCUCUUUCCAUCAGCGCCAGAUGUUGAGAGGUCCUAGAUGGAAAGGGGCUUGGUUUGACCCCUUGUUUCUCCUGCUUUUAGCCCUGCAGUUGCUUGUUGUCGCUGGACUGGUGCGAGCCCAAACCUGUCCAUCCGUAUGUUCCUGCAGUAAUCAGUUUAGCAAGGUCAUCUGCACACGCAGAGGGCUAAAAGAUGUCCCUGAUGGCGUUUCCACUAACACACGCUAUCUAAACCUCCAGGACAAUCAAAUCCAGGUCAUCAAAGUGGACAGUUUCAAGCAUCUACGGCACCUUGAGAUCCUGCAGCUUAGCAGAAACCACAUCCGCAACAUUGAGAUUGGCGCCUUUAAUGGGCUGACCAGCCUUAACACACUGGAGCUAUUUGACAAUCGUCUUACGACCAUCCCCAAUGGCGCCUUUGAGUACCUAUCAAAACUAAAAGAGCUGUGGCUUAGGAAUAACCCUAUCGAGAGCAUACCGUCUGAUGCCUUCAGUCGCUUGCCCUCCCUUCGCCGGCUGGACUUGGGGGAGCUAAAGCGUCUCUCCUACAUCUCGAGUGGGGCAUUUCAGGGCUUGAGUAACCUUCGCUACCUGAAUCUGGGCAUGUGUAACCUCAAAGAGGUCCCAAACAUUCAGCCCUUAAUUCGCCUGGAUGAGCUGGAGAUGUCCGGGAACCAACUCACUGUCAUCCAGCCCAGCUCUUUUAAGGGUCUUGUUCAUCUCCAGAAGCUGUGGAUGAUGCACGCCCAAGUCCAAACCAUAGAGCGCAACUCUUUUGACGACCUGCACUCUUUGCGAGAACUCAACCUGGCUCAUAACAACCUUACCUUUUUACCCCAUGAUCUCUACACGCCUUUGCACCACCUGCAAAGAGUGCACUUGCAUCACAAUCCCUGGAACUGCAACUGUGAUAUUCUUUGGCUGAGCUGGUGGCUGAGAGAGACCGUACCAACCAACACCAGCUGCUGCGCUCGCUGUAAUUCCCCUCCCAGCCUCAAGGGGCGCUACAUCGGCGAGCUAGACCAGAGCUACUUUCAGUGCUACGCACCUGUUAUCAUCGAGCCACCUGUCGACCUCAAUUUGACUGAAGGAAUGGCAGCAGAGCUCAAAUGCCGGACGAAUUCAGUGACUUCAGUCAGCUGGCUAACACCAAAUGGCUCCAUCAUAACACAUGGGGCACUCAAGAUGCGCAUCACCGUCCAAAAUGACGGAACACUAAACUUCACCAACGUUACUCUUCAGGACACAGGAACCUACACUUGCUAUGUAAGCAACAUGCUAGGCAACACUUCGGCCUCGGCAGUCCUCAAUGUGACGUCAAUUGACAACAGCGGCUUUAGUUACUUCACAACAGUCACCGUAGAGACAAUUGAAACCCCAAUCGAUGGGGAGAGCAGGACACCCGUCCAGCCUUCUUUUGGCUGGGCUUCCUCCUCGACCACAAGGGGAACGCCGAUUGCCACAGAGAGAGCGUACACCAUCCCUGUGACGGAAAUAGACAUUGAUGGUGCUCUCAACGGUUUGGAGGAGGUGAUGAAGACCACCAAGAUCAUCAUCGGCUGCUUUGUGGCCAUCACGCUCAUGGCGGCCGUCAUGCUCAUAAUAUUUUACAAGAUGCGCAAGCAGCACCACCAGCAGGAUCACGACGGGCCGAGUCGCAGCAUGGAGAUCAUCAGCGUACACGAGGACCUGACCAGGGUUCCUGCCAUGGAGAGUCAUCUGACUCUUCCACCCCUGGAGCAUGACCAUUACAACCACUAUAACUCCUACAAAACUGCGUAUAACCACGUGUCUGCUCUCAGCUCGCUGCAUAGUUCUGUGCAUGAACCUUUACUAAUCCAAGCCAGCUCAAAGGAUAACGUACAGGAGACGCAAAUUUGACAACGUUGGGUGAAACGAACUCUACUAAUGCUGUUUCAGUUUUGAAGAUGACAGUGUGGAUUAAGACAUUCAGCAGCAUCAUUAAGAGCCAGGGUGUAUGUAUCAUUAUUUUAACAAGUGUCUUUACAAAUCUUAUUUAUUUAAAGAUAUGUGAAGUGACUGAGUCAUGAAAUCAUGAGAAAGAUUAUCUCUUUUUUAUUUCUAAACUGAUUAAUGAAUGGGUUAUUUCCAUCUGCUGGUAUAGAAUCAAGUCCAACUGCCAUUCUUAUCAAUGAGAUUUUAUUUUUAGUCGUGGCACAUUACAUCCAUUGCUCCAGUGUGUUUUCAAUUUUGGAGACUGCAAACAAAACCUGGCCCCCGAAAACAGCAGGCGUUAAAUCACAUGGAGCUCUUAAGAUGUGAAUGGUGGGCCUGAUGGAUACGGCAACUCUAGAGAGGUGUAUAAAUGGUUACAUUUCCCCAUGAAAAAUCCUGUUAGUGAACAAAAAAGGAAAAGCUUUCAUUGUCAGGGCCCGGAUUAUUCUCCAAAUGCAGCUUGUGGGGAAGGAAAUAUUCCCUGUAUUUAUAGAAGCGACUGUUCUGAACACACGACUUCAAUUCAGAAAAUUGGUUUGCAUAAUUGCCUUGAAUUACGGUUCUCGAGUCAAGUUAUUAUCGAAAAUACUCUACGGCAUUUCGGCAUUCAGCAUUAUUUGCGAAAUCUGUAAAUCUAUUUAUAGCUGUAAAUGUCAACAUAUUAGAUGGAUUUUAUACAUCAGUGAGCAUCAAGGUAGUACAAUUACAGUCGCGGUGCCACAUGUGUGGGAUGUAACUGGGGUUUUUUCAUGACAUGCAAGAUACUGUAUGAAAUAACCCAGAAUGGCUGAGGGAAUAUGAUUUCUAAGAUUGCGCAUUGUGCGGGUGUCUGACAAAAAUGACUAUGAGGAAAUGAAUAAUGAAAUAAAAAAUAGCCUGCUAAUGUCACCAUGGAAACCAGUGACCUAGUGGAAAACACACCAAGCAAAAUCAGAGUGCUACCCAGUGCUUAAAACACGCAAUGUUUUUUUUUGUUGUUUUUUUUUUUUUUUGAGAGAGAGAUCUGCAUUUGUUUUUCCAAUUGAAGUGAUUUGUAAACCACAGGUUCUUGCUGUGAACGUGCGCUUUUGUAUGUCUGAGUCUUAUCUACCGCAUAAUAUCAGUAAUUAUUUUACCAGUCAUUGAGUGUUUUUUUGAUUCUGUUGUGCAUUUCUGGAAUGGUUUAUUGGACCGGCAACUGCAUACCUCACCUAACAUGAUGAUGAUGAUGAUGAUGAAUGUGCGUCCAUGUGUGUGAAGCAUUGUGUGUUUCUAUAUGUUUAUAUGCUCCAGCAGGAAACUCUGUUUUUCACCCGGCUUGUGUAUUGCUUUCUCAAACUGUUUCUCAGAGUUGAUAAAACCUGAUGUGUGAUGUCUCUCUCUCUCUCUCCUCCCUGUUUUAAUCAUUUUGGACAGCAUGAUAAGAAGAAGUGAUACUGGUCUCACCAGUCAACUGCUGAAGUAAACCUAAUAGGUUCAUAUGUCAAAGGCAUCAGAAAGGUACACGAAGAAUAUACCUCUAAUUCAUCACACGUGCUGACAAGUUUCAUUUGAAAUAGAUGUGUUUGCCAGCAGGGAAUUCAUCAAACAGCAUUUUGUACGUAAGCUUGUAAUCUUACAUUUUCGCAUUGAAUUAACCGAGUCGUCUACUGAAUGUGACAAGUUUCAAAUCAAAGUCGAUCUCAUAUGAUUAUUUUUUACAUUUAAUUCUAUGACCCCUUUUAUGUUCGCCUCAUUCAUAUAUGGAAGAUGAAUUAUAACCUUAUGUUAAGCAUUUCAUAAAUGAUGAACUGUUGCUUCCCAGCAUAUGUGUUUUUUAUUAAUUAUUUUUUGUAUGCAAUUAAAAAAAGAAUCCUGCCCUUUUUAUUGUACAUAUUAGGUGGGAUAAAUUGGGACGCUAGAAGAAAAUAAACAGCAUUGGGCUGUUGAAAAAAAAAAGAAUCAUGAAAAUGUCUCUGUUUUCAGAGGAGGGUCUGUACAUGAAUGCUAUAGCUUGAUCCAAUCUGCUUCAGUGUUCCUGAGCACUACACCGGUUACAGAGGCUACUAUGGCUAGAUCAUUGAAUCCUAGAAAAUCAGUGUUGGACUAAGCAGAUUCUCGUUUCUUUUCUUCUCGUGAUUUGUUUGUUACUGGUAACUCAUUUUAGAUUUCUAUGCUGAACUGAAGUGAUUUUUUGGCAAGAGAAUGUCUCUUUAUUGACAUGUUUCUACAAGAACUGUUACUGAAAAUAACCAAUAAUAUUUCUGUCAAACUACAUAUUUGCUGAUCAGUUCAUAAUGCUAUGGGGAUACAGCUAACUAAGCGUUAACCAUGAAAAAAAAAUACCAGAGAUUGUAGUUCAUACGGUACAUGCUGUAAAU
Danio aesculapii is the source of this 5265-nucleotide messenger RNA. It is a transcript of the gene lrrc4cb, whose product is annotated as leucine rich repeat containing 4C, genome duplicate b. The transcript is spliced from 2 exons. NCBI's taxonomy places the organism in Eukaryota, Metazoa, Chordata, Actinopteri, Cypriniformes, Danionidae. The record is from RefSeq and is a predicted model, not a curated record. Gene Ontology annotation, molecular function: cell-cell adhesion mediator activity. Gene Ontology annotation, cellular component: postsynaptic density membrane; glutamatergic synapse; plasma membrane. Gene Ontology annotation, biological process: synaptic membrane adhesion; regulation of axonogenesis; modulation of chemical synaptic transmission. The coding region runs from base 956 to 2851 and encodes 631 amino acids.